GGCGUAGCGAGCCGUAUCGAGCCGUACCGAGCAGUACAGAGCCGUACCGAGCAGUACAGAGCCGUACCGAGCCGUACCGAGCCGAGCCGCUGCGGGGGGCGCUGCUCGCUCCGCGCCGCGUUUUUCAUUUCCAAUUUUUGAUCGCAGCUGCAUUUCCCUCCCCCCGCCCCCCCGCGCCGAGGAGGAGCCCCGGCUUUAUGUGGCGCUGCCCGGGGAGCGCUCGGCGGCCGCCAAGUUCUUUGUGUCGCCGUCGCCGUGGGUUUUUUUUUCUUUUUCUUUUUUUUUUUUUUUAAUUUUUAAAUGUACAACUUCAUGGGGCUGAACAGCACGGCCGUAGCUAUUCAGCCCAAUGUGUCCUGCACAUGCAACUGCAAAAGGUCUUUGUUCCAGAGCAUGGAGAUCAGCACUGAAUGUUUAGGUCGCACCUUUCCAGGUAAACUGGCGGAGUUGGAGUUUGUACAGAUAAUCAUAAUCGUGGUGGUGAUGAUGGUGAUGGUGGUGGUGAUCACGUGUCUGCUGAACCACUACAAACUCUCUGCGCGAUCCUUCAUCAGCCGGCACAGCCAGGGGAGGCGGAGGGAUGAGAACCUCUCAUCAGAGGGAAGCCUGUGGCCUUCGGAAAGCACCGUGUCAGGGAAUGGAAUAACAGAGCAAAUCUACACCCCGAGACCCAGCGACCGCCUGGCAGUGCCAUCCUUCCUGCAGAGGGACCGCUUUAACCGAUUCCAGCCAACCUACCCCUACAUGCAGCACGAGAUCGACCUGCCUCCCACCAUCUCGCUGUCAGACGGUGAAGAGCCCCCCCCUUACCAGGGACCCUGCACUCUGCAGCUGCGGGACCCCGAGCAGCAAAUGGAGCUCAACAGAGAGUCGGUCCGGGCCCCCCCCAACAGAACCAUCUUUGACAGUGACUUGAUAGAUAACUCCGUGUACGGGGGGCCGUGCCCCCCCAGCAGUAACUCUGGCAUCAGUGCGACCUGCUAUGGGAGCAAUGGUAGGAUGGAGGGACCGCCGCCAACGUACAGCGAAGUGAUAGGGCACUACCCAGGGUCGACGUUUUACCAGCACCAGCAGAACAACAACGGGAUGCCUUCCAUCUUGGAGGGCAGCAGACUCCAUCAUUCACAACUCAAUGGCCUUGAGAGCACAACUGCGUGGAACAAAGAGAAAGAGAAACAAAAAGGGCACCCCUUUUAAAAAAAAGAAAAAAGGAGAAAGAAAAGAAAAGAAAAAAGGCAAGAAAGUAAAUGAAAACACUCUGCACUUCUCAUAGAAAAAGGAGAGAGAGAGUUGAGGAAGAUGAGCAAAGAAAAAAGCCCUUCCCCAUCUCUCCAUGUAUAAAUAUUUACUUGUUAUGUCUGGUCUGAAUGCACAAGCCUCCCAAGCUUGCAAAAACAUUUCUUUAUUGAGCUGUGUCUAGACCUUUAAAAAGGAAAAAAAAAAUCAACUGUAGUCCUUUUUUUUUUCUA
Molecule: messenger RNA, 1469 nt
Organism: Melopsittacus undulatus (budgerigar)
Lineage: Eukaryota; Metazoa; Chordata; Aves; Psittaciformes; Psittaculidae
Gene: PMEPA1
Product: prostate transmembrane protein, androgen induced 1
Exons: 5
Coding region: 301-1197 (298 amino acids)
Biological process (GO): negative regulation of transforming growth factor beta receptor signaling pathway
Cellular component (GO): early endosome membrane; Golgi membrane
Molecular function (GO): R-SMAD binding
Source: RefSeq, a predicted model, not a curated record